AUGGCGACGGAUGGCAAGCAGAGCACGGCCAGGAGAGACUUGCUCCAGCAGAUUGAAACGGACGUGCAAAAGAAAUGGGAGGAGCAAAAGGUCUUCGAGUGCGACGCUCCCGACAGCAGCAGCGAGAAGUUCAUGUGCACGUUCCCAUACCCGUACAUGAACGGCCUUCUGCACAUCGGCCAUGCUUUCUCAUUGACGAAAGCAAUCUUUGCCGCACACUUUAAUCGCUUGCUGGGCAAAAAGGUGUUAUUCCCUUUCGGCUUCCAUUGUACAGGCAUGCCAAUCCAGGCUGCAGCCAACAAGCUGACCAGGGAGUUCGACGUGUACGGCAAGCCAUACCCAAUCUUUCCGCCCGGACGUCCGCAGCCAAAGGAGUCGUCGCCAGACGUGAUUGAGAUCGAUGAUGACGGCGUCACGAUGCAGUGGAAGCCACCAGCAUCGACGGGAAAGAAGGCUAUAAAGGAGUAUGUUGUGCACAUGAAGGUUCAGGAUCAAGACUUCAAGAUCGUCAAGAAGCUGCCUCCCCCGAGUCCUGAGGAGCUCAAGGCGGCUGGCAACAAAGUCCGGGCAGUUCUGCCCAUCGAGAGUGGAGGCUGCGUCUACAAGGUGAUCGCCAUCUUGGAGGAUGGUUCCUCGUGCCCACCAAGUCCUGAGUCAGAUCAAGUCUCUGUCGACGCGGCGCCCAAAGACAAGAAGAGCGGUGCUACAGGCGGCAAGCGGGUGGCAAAGAAGAUCCUGGCAAAGAGCGGCGAUGCAGCGUUCCAGUAUGAGAUCAUGAAGGCCAUGGGCCUUGCUCCCGACGACAUCCCCAAGUUCGUGGAUCCUUCAUACUGGUUGCAAUAUUUUCCGCCUCUGGGAGUCCGUGACUUGAAACGUUUGGGCACGCCCGUUGACUUCCGCCGAUCGUUUAUCACAACCUCUGCAAACAGCUUCUAUGAUAGUUUCAUCCGCUGGCAGUUCAGGAAGCUGAAGCAAUCCGACAAGAUUGGAUUUGGAAAGCGACCUACGAUUUACAGUGAAACGGAUGGACAGGCGUGCAUGGAUCACGAUCGGGCCGAAGGUGAAGGUGUUGGGCCACAGGAAUACACUGCCAUCAAGAUCGAGUUGUUGGAGUGGACCGACAUGAUGAAGAAAUCCUUCGCAAAAGGAAGCAAGGUUUUCUUGCUGGCAGCGACCUUACGGGCGGAGACCAUGCCGGGACAGACAAAUUGCUGGAUUCUUCCAUCUGGCCAGUAUGGUUGCUACAAGGGCCCUGACUCGGAAGUAUACGUGUGUUCGCAUCGAUCUGCGAGAAACAUGAGCUUUCAGGACAUCCUGCUUCCGUGGGGCAAGCCACACUGUUACAUGGAAGUUUCAGGUCAGGAACUUUUGGGCAAGAAGGUCAAAGCACCCACCACGAAGUACGAUCAUGUUUUUGUUCUGCCUCUACCUACAAUCAAGAUGGACAAGGGCACAGGUGUCGUCACCAGCGUCCCGAGUGACUCACCAGAUGACUAUGCCGCCUACAUGGACCUGAUGAAAUCAGACAAGAAGCGCGAGUUCUAUGGUGUGAAGAAAGAGUGGGUAGUGCCGUUCGACCUGAUCCCCAUCAUUGACGUCGAGAUCGACGGCGAAGUUCGGACCAUGGCCGCACAGUACAUGUGCGAGAAGCUCGGUGUGCAGUCUAUCAACGACCGCGUGAAGCUAGCAGAAGCUCACGACACUUGCUACAAGCUGGGCUUCGACAAAGGCGUGAUGUCGACCGGGCCUUUCAAGGGCCAACCUGUCAAGAAAGCAAAGUUUGAUUUCCGAAAUGUCAUGGUUCAGGCUAAACAAGCCUUCACAUACUCGGAGCCCGAGAAGAAGGUGGUCUCGCGAUCAGGCGAUGAAUGCGUGGUGGCUUCAAUUGAUCAGUGGUACCUGAAGUAUGGCGAGGAGUCUUGGAAGGGACAGAUUGAGGGUCAUCUGCAGAGCGCCAACUUCGUGAGCUACAAUGACCGCAUCAAGGAGUCGUUUGAGGAUGCGAUUGGCUGGCUCAAAGAGUGGGCGUGCAGUCGCUCCUUUGGUUUGGGAACGCAGGUGCCUUGGGAUGAGCAGUUCGUCAUUGAGUCUCUGUCAGACAGCACAAUCUACAUGGCUUACUACACGGUGGCGCAUCUGCUCCACGGAGAGGGCAACCUCGAUGGUGCUCAGGGGAGUCCGGCCAAAAUUCAGGCAGCGGAUCUCACUGACGACGUUUGGGAUUUUGUGUUCUUGAAUGGGCCCCUGCCGAAGAAAAGCAAGAUUCCGCAGAAGACGCUGGAGAAGAUGCAGAAAGAGUUCAGGUUCUGGUACCCUAUGGACCUGAGAGUGUCCGGCAAGGACCUGAUUCAGAACCAUCUGACCAUGGCACUGUACAACCACGCUUGCGUUUGGGAGAAGGAAUCGGACAUGUGGCCAAAAAGCUUCUUUUGCAACGGCUGGCUGUUGGUUAACAAUGAGAAGAUGUCCAAGUCAAAGGGCAACUUCUUUACAGUGGAGGAGAUCAUCAACAAUUACUCAGCCGAUACAGUUCGCCUUGCGAUGGCAAACUCUGGCGAUACGCUGGAGCCAGCGAACUUUGACCAGACUGUGUGUAACAAAGCUGUACUCACUCUGGCGGUGUUUUUGGAGACCAUGAAAGCCCUCGUCAGUGGCAGCGAGCCCCUUGAUGCAGGCGAUGAGAAGACUCGUUUCGUGGAUAAGUGGUUUGCCAACGAGAUGAAUCGCUUGGUGUUAGAGAGCAAGAAGUUCUACGAGACAAUGUACUAUCGGGAAGCCCUACGCACAUGUUACUUCGAGUUCACAUCCAUGUUCGACCAGUAUCGUGACAUCUGCAAGGCUGCCAGCUGCCAACCGAACAAAGUCCUGACCCUGCGGUACUUGGAGUGGCAGAUGAUCACAUUGUCCCCGAUUUGCCCGCACUUUUGCGAGCACGGUUGGUCCGUGGUGCUUGGCAAGAAAGGAUCCGUACUGGAUGCCAGGUAUCCAGCUCCAACCGCUCCAGUGGACACCUCCCUCUCCAAGCAGGGUGACUACAUGUUUAACAAGGUCCCUCACGACUUCAUCAAGCUGUUAGAGAAAGCAACCAAAAAUGGGACGGCAAAGUCGGCGGUUGUUUAUGUUGCGAAGGAGUUCCCCGACUGGAAGAAGACAGUCUUGGCGAAGCUGAGGGCGCGGCAGGAUGCCAAAAAGCUGCCUCUGGUGUCCCAGGAGGAAUUGAAGGCGAAUGCAGAGGCUUCCGCUCAGUGGAAGGAGAUCAUGACGGAGCUGAUGCAGGACGCGUCGCUGAAGCCUUUUGGCAAGCACUUGGGACCAUUUGCUGCGUUCAAGCGCGAUGAGGCUGCUGCAUUUGGACCCAGUGCCCUCGACGCAUCCCUUCCAUUUGAUGAGCUGGCUCUGAUUGCCGAGAAUGUGCCAUAUUUGCAGCAAAAGUUGCAGGUGAAGGUGGAGGUUCGCUCAACCGACUCUGCCAGCCCAGACCACAAGGAUGCAGCUGGCAAUUCUCAGCCUGGAAAGCCGGGUAUCCACUUCGAAGUUGAAAGCAGCAAAGGCGGUGGUGGCGGAGGCAAAGCAAAGGCUGCACCUGCAGAGAAACCUGCAAGCAACGGGAAAGCGGCGCCAAAGGCGGCAUCUAAGGCUGAAACCAUCUCCGACCUGAAAAAGCUCAACGAGCACCUCAGUACAAGGAGCUAUGUUGACGGAGGGUGCAAGCCUUCCCAGGCUGAUGCAGCACAGCUAGCAGCGACUUCCGACACUGUCUCCUCCGACCAGUUUCCGCAUGUAGCACGCUGGCACCGGCACAUCAGCUCUUUCACACCGACGCAGAGGGCAGCCUGGUAG
Messenger RNA from Symbiodinium natans, 3840 nucleotides. Lineage: Eukaryota; Dinophyceae; Suessiales; Symbiodiniaceae. The record is from the annotation of a GenBank genome assembly.